AUGGCUGACUCUGACAGAUCGAAGUUUCCACGACUGGGUGAUCCUACGAGCGACUUGGGACGCUUGUGUGAGCGGGCACUGAGUGAAGCGAGUGUGCAGCUUGCGGGUCAGGCUACUUUGAAGUUACCUUGGGAGAAGGGCAUUUAUGCCGAGAUUUUCAGUGGUAGCGAGCUGCCUAAGAUGCCUGCCUUACCUGUGCCUGCUACAUUUCCAGUCGUAGAUGUUGCGAGACCUGGGACCCAUCACAGCGAAGCCUUGAAGCAGACAUCUGAUCCACUGCCGAAAUUCGAGAGUGCAGUCUACAAGCAUUGUCUGCAUAAAUCAAUUAUUGCUGCUGGUGGAAGACCUGGGACAGAUCGAGAUGCCGUCUACAGACGCUGGCUUUGCAUUCUGGGUCAUAAUCUUGCUGGCUCAAAGAUUGGGGAGUUCAUUGCUGAUGGUGCCGAAGACCCUCUUGUUUUGGUCUCUGAUGCUUUUGGAGGGAAAAGUACGAGCACCCUACUUAAGAGAGCCAGGUUUGUCACCCGGAUGCUUACGUGGGCGUCUGAGCAUAGUCAGACGUUUUUUCCGCUGCGGCUUGGACCCUUGCUUUCUUUCAUGCGCAGUUUGACAUCGGAGAGUGCCAAGGCCCAGUGUGGAGCGACAGUCAAUUUCCUUGUUCAUGUCCUUGGAGUACAUGGCGAUCUGGAUAUCUUGAAGCAUCCUGUAAUCCAAGGGCUUCUACGGGGGUCUCGGUCAACAGGGAAAGAGAUCAAGCAGUCCAGGGUGCUCACUGUCCGGGAAGUUAUGGCGCUCGAAGAUAUGCUCAGUGAUGUAUCCCUUGAUCCUGUUGAUCGAUAUGGUGCAGGAGUUUUUCUCUUCCAGAUUUACAGCCGGGCAAGAGUGUCCGACAUCAGGAACAUCCAUCGCUUUGAGCUCGACCUGAGUGGAGAUGACGGGUACCUCGAGGCGAAGACGAUGGAUCACAAGAAUGCGACCAGAGGACGUGGGCUGGGGCAGAGCUUGAUUCUCGUUGCUCCGGUUCAGGGCCUGCGGGAUAAGGCGUGGGGUAUCCAGUUCAUCGAGGUUGCAAAGAUGGUUGGGUUCAACCUCCGACAGGGGCAUCGUGGACCUUUGUUACCUAGACUUACUGCCGAGCGCCAGUGGUCAGGGGAGGCGAUCGGGUCCGAUGAGACUACAUCGUGGCUCAACGAUCUGUUGAAUCGCGCUCUGAGUGAGCAAGUUGAGUCAGGACUAACAUCCCAUGGAUUAAAGGCAACAACCCUCUCCUGGAUGACGAAGGCUGGGUAUCCCGAAAAGUCGUGCCUCAUUUUGGGACAUCACGCGAGAGCGGGGAAGAAAUCUCUUUACACACACGGCAGAGACGUGCAAGCUAAACCAUUACGUGAACUACAGGAUUGCAUUCGUCUCAUCAAGCGUAAUGUGUUUGCUCCGGACUCUACUCGAAGUGGCAUGUUCAACUCGAGCGAGAGCAGACAUGUACCAAAGGAUGAAGUUAAAGAUCCCCUUAUUCUCGCCGCUGAGCAGUUCCGUUGUGGCGAUCCUGAUGAAGUCAUUGACUCUGGAGGUGAUGUCGGAAAUGAACACGAGCCCUCGCUCAAGGAAGGAAAGCCGGCUGACGCGUGUGAUGUUGAGCCUGAGCAGGAUGCUGAGGAUUCCGACUCGAGUACCUCUAGUUCUUUAGGAUCUUCUGAUGACAAUGCCGAAGCCUAUGAGAGUUUCGCCAGUGAUGCUGCCCUUGACUGUGCUGACCUAGUGGUCUUCAUUGAGAAUUGCGAGGGCUAUGGGUUGGGCGAGGGCUUCGGGCCUGCGCAGCACAUUGUGCUUGCACUCGCAGUUUACUAUCGCUCAUUGUGUGAAAGGCUGGGCGAGGGCUUCGGGAUUGCACUGCGCAUUGACGAGUGCGACCACAUGGCAGGAAUCCUUGACUGGCGUGAGUACCGAAUUGAGCCAAAAGGUGUGUGGAACCUGGUGAUGACACAUUUGUCACCCAUGUGCGAUUACGACUUGUGGGCAGCUUCGAGCUGA
Symbiodinium sp. CCMP2592 is the source of this 2028-nucleotide messenger RNA. Lineage: Eukaryota; Dinophyceae; Suessiales; Symbiodiniaceae. The record is from the annotation of a GenBank genome assembly.